AUGGGCACCACAAGCAGGGAUCUGAGCACCAACAGGCUGUACGGCCCCAUUUCCCUCUACAUCACCCAACUGCCCGACCUGCAGCUGCUCAACCUGCGCAACAACCAGCUAUCUGACUUCCUCCCGUCCGACUGGUCACCGUCCCUCGCCACGCUGCUGCUAGACAACAACUACCUCUACGGCGAAGCCCGCCUCUCCUACUGCCCCUCCACCCUCUCCCUCCGCUCCAACUGCCUCACCUUCCCUUCCCCCACCUCCUCGCCCCCUUUCUCCCCCUCCUCCUCCUUCCGCUGCGCCCGCCACUCCCAGCGGCCCCUCUCCGCCUGCUUUGCCUUCUGCGGCCUCUCCUCCCCGGAUCAAAAGCCAUGCUCGGGCGUCGGCACGUGCCGGCUGGGAAAGGCAGGGAAGCCCGUGUGUGUGUGCGACGACGGGUACGUGAACCGCGCAUUGCCGGGCUCCUGUGUGCCGGAGGCGCAGAGCGAUUCCUUCUCUCUCUCCCUCGCUGACAUGCCCUCCGUGCGCCUCAAGGGCUCUGCUUCCCUGGUGGGCGGGGGAGGGGAUGUGCCUGGUUUCGUGCCGGGGUUCGUGCCGUCGCCGCAGCCGCCCGACCCGAUUCCAAAGGUAGACACUGCCAACGCAGCCAGCACUGACAGCUUUGCUGGCACUGCCGGCACUGCCGGCGCUGUCAGCACUGCCAAUGCAGCCAGCACUGCCAAUGCAGCCAGCACUGCCGGCGCUGUCAGCAUCACCAGCGCCAUCAGCACAGCCGAUCUGGUAGAUGCAGGCGAGCCGGGUGUGGACCCCGGUCCGUCCUUUGACUCGCCGCCGUCGCCGCCGCCGCCGCCGCCUUACAGCUCCUCGGAUAAGCUUGUGGUGAGCCCGGGAGUGCGCGGGGCGUGGGGCGCUGUGACGCUGCUGCCGCUCGUCACGCUCUUCACCUUCUCCACUCCGCAGGACCCCUGCGGCCGCCAGCUCGCAUUCAACUUCUCCUUCGCCUUCUCCAUGUCCUCCCACUCCGUGGCCACAAUGUGGUGCUACCACAUCCACCCCAUCUACGGCCUCACACUCGCCCAGUUUCUGGACCUGAACGGGGGGCUGUCAUGCGACGUGCCCUUGCCAGUGGGCACGGUGGUGAGUGUGAAGCCCAACGCUGAUAACGCGCUUCUUGGCUUCCUCGCGUUCCGCACCAAUUUUUCUUCCCUCCCCACCUCUGUUUCCUCUGCUACCUCCUCUUCUCCCCUCUUCCCCUCCUCCCCUCCUCUCCCUCCUUCCCCUCGUUUCCCCUCGUUUCCCCUCCUCCCCUCCUCCCCUCGUCACCUCGUGCCCUCCAUCAAUCUUCCUCACUUUCACAUUCACGGUAUUAACGACACGUGUGAGUCCAUAGCCGCCAAAUUCUCCCUCACCUCCUCCUGCCCGGACCCCUCCCAGCCCUGCACCACCGACCUCCUUCUCCUCAACCCGGGCCUCGACUGCACCCCCACGAAGCUCCCUACCAGCCUCUCCAUCUGCCUCGAGCGCGCCACGCCUCUCAUGCCCAUGUGCGAGGAGUCUAUAAUGGUGCAGAGUGCGGGGAACGCGACGUGUGCGUCGCUGCUGGCGGGAAGGCAGCCGCCGUUGAGUGCACUGGAGCUCUACCGCAUGAACCCCGGCAUCUACUGCCACCACCUGCUGCCGCCCUCCACCGACUCGGGGUUCCCGGGGUCCGAGGUGUGUGUUAAAAUGAGAAUGGACAUGUCAUUCGGCUCUUGCCCAUUGUCUGAGGUCUAUAUUGCAACAGACAAUGACAGAUGCAGUGCCAUCCAGUUCAGCUACUACUCGCGCGGCGGUAAUAGGUGUCGUGCCGAGGCGUAUUCCCUACUCGCCGCCGCGCAGAUCAUAAACGAGGCAGACAUGGCGGUGCUGGCGGAUCUCAAGGCGGAGUGGGGCGCGUUUCCGGGGAGUGCCACGUGGCAGAGCGGCAGAGAGUGCGCGCGGAUGGCGGGAGUGACAUGCGACAAGAAUGGCUUCGUGCAAAAGCUCAACCUGCGCAACAACCAGCUCUCCGACUUCCUCCCCUCAGACUGGUCACCGUCCAUCGCCACGCUCCUCCUAGACAACAACUACCUCUACGGCGAAGCCCGGCUCUCCUACUGCCCCAGCACCCUCUCCCUCCGCUCCAACUGCCUCACCUUCCCUCCCCCCUCCUCCUCCAUCCCCUGCACGAAUCACCCCCAGCGUCCCCUCUCCGCCUGCCUCGCCUUCUGCGGGCUUUCCUCCGAUCAGAAACCCUGCUCAGGUGUCGGCACGUGCCGAUUAGGCAAGGCAGGGAAGCCCGUGUGUGAGUGCGAGGACGGGUACGUGACCCGUGUGUCGCCAGGCUCCUGUGUGCCGGAGGCACAGACCGAGUCCUUCGUGCUCUCCCUCGCCGACUCGCCCUCCGUGCGCCUCAAGGGCUCUGCUUCCCUCGUGGAGGGAAGGGGAGUGGAGCCGUCGGGGGUUGCGCCGCUGCAGCCACCACAGUCGCCCGACCCGAUUCCAAAGCCAGGCACUGCCAAUGCAGCCAGCGCCGUAAGCAGUGCGAGCAGCAGCAUCAGCACUGCAGAUCUCGUAGACGCAGCAGCACCGCCGCCUUCACCACCGCCGCCGUCACCGCCGCCACCACCGCCGCCUUACAGCUCCUCGGGUAAGCUUGUGGUGAGCCCGGGAGUGCGCGGGGCGUGGGGCGCCGUGACGCUGCUGCCGCUCGUCACGCUCUUCACCUUCUCCACUCCGCAGGACCCCUGCGGCCGCCAGCUCGCCUUCAACUUCUCCUUUGCCUUCUCCAUGUCUGCCCAGUCUGCAGGAGAUGUGCAGCCAGGCAUAGCGUUGCUGGAUGUGCCUCUCUCGCUCUGCUCCGUGCUCAAGCCGUCGCCGUCGCGGCCCUCGGUGUUCCUCUCAUUCUCAGCAUCCUCCUCCAUCUGGGGUGUGCAUCAGGACCACCGUGUGCUCUGGUGGGACCUGCAGACAGGCCCGUCAGACCCCUGCUUUGGCAUCGCUCGCAUGUCUCCUUCCAGCGUCUACUGUCGCUCCGGCAUCUCCUCCUGCCCUGGGCAAGCCACGUUAUCUGCCGGGAAUGGGAGUGCCACUGGUGGUAGCACUGGUGACAGCGCUGGUGGGGUGGUCACCAAUGAGUUUGCACCAAGAGGAGGAGAUGGCGGGGGCGGAGAAGGAGGAGUAGGGGCGCAACAGCUAGGAGGAAAGACUGGAGGCUGCGUAACUGAUGUGUGCAGUGCGGGUGACAGGAACCCAUGCGUUGUGGGCAACUGUGUGAAUGACGGCUACGGCUCGUACACCUGCGUGUGCCCACCUGGUUUCUACCUCGGCACCUCCGAUAUCGGCGCCCCCUCCUGCGCCCCUGGCAUCAGCACGGGCUUUUAUCUGGUGACAGUGGCCACAAUGUGGUGUUACCACAUCCACCCCAUCUAUGGGCUCACACUCGCCGAGUUCUUGUACCAAAAUGGGGGGUUGUCAUGCGACGUGCCCUUGCCAGUGGGCACGGAGGUGAGCGUGAAGCCCCCUGACAUCAGGUCCUGCACCGCUUUCUACACCACUGUCCAGAACGACACGUGUCUAUCCGUAGCCGCAAAUUUCUCUCUCAUCUCCUCCUGCCCGGACCCCUCCCAGCCCUGCACCACCGACCUCCUCCGCCUCAACCCCGGCCUCGACUGCUCCACCAACAAGCUCCCUACCAGCCUCUCCAUCUGCCUCGAGCGGGGCACGCCUCUCAUGCCCAUGUGCGAGCAGUCUGUGCGGGUGCAGAGCGUGGGGAAUGCGACGUGUGCGAAGCUUCUGGCAGGGAUGGACCCGCCGCUGAGUGCGCUGGAGCUCUACCGCAUGAACCCCGGCAUCUACUGCCACCGCCUGCUGCCACCCUUCCGGGAUACGGGCUUUCCGGGCUCCGAGGUGUGUGUUUUAAUGAGAACGGACACGUCAUUUGGCUCGUGUCCCUCAUCUGAGGUCUACAUUAAUAGUCGAGAGCGCGGCGCGCAUCUGGGGCAUGCGGCCAUGGCGCCACGUGUCGUCUGGAGGCUUCUCCUCGUGAGCGGGCUCGUGAGCCUCUUGGGGUUCGCGUCGGCGCCAUGUGCGGCGGACGGCACGGCGGACGACGACACGGUGCGCGAGUGGGUCAUGCCCGAGGGCAAGAACCUCACACUUCAUGUGCUCGCCGAUAACACCUAUGGCGCCAAGUGCCUGGACGGCAGUCCACCGGGGUACUUUCUACGGCGCGGGAGUGGUGCGGGGAAGGAGGCAUGGCACAUAUUCUUGCCGGGCGGGGGGUGGUGCGCCACUGCGGAGGACUGCGCUGCGCGCGCCGCCACCGCCAUGGGGUCCACGCGGCCCUGGACGCCCCGACGCAAGAGCGCGCGGCACCUGGCGGUGCUGUUCAAGGGCAUCCUGAGCCCCUUGCGGCGGCGCAACCCCAACUUCUACGACUGGAACCUGGUGGUGCCGCUGUACUGCGACGGGGGCGGGUACGCUGGGCGCGCGGGGUGGAAGAAGGUGAACGACAGCACGGCCAUUUUUAUGGACGGCUGGCGCAUCAUGAAGGCCGUGCUCUCCGACCUGAUGGACCAUAGGGGCCUCAAGUCCGCGACGCAGGUGCUGCUGUCAGGGUGUUCUGCAGGGGGCCAGGCGGUGGUGAUGCUGUGCGAUCAAGUCGAGACUUUACUGCCUUCCGCCACCGUCAAGUGUCUCAUGGAUGGAGGCUUCUUUCUCGAUGCAAGGGACAGGAAUAAUAACCUCCGGUUCCGCUCCUUGGUCCAACGUGUUACGACACUACACCAGGCCACUGGAAACGCCCGCUGCAGUAGAGCCCACGAGGACGAGGAGAAGUGGCGGUGCUUUUUCCCUCAGUACGCUUUGGGCUACAUCUCCUCCACCAUCUACGUUGUGAACCCUCUCUUUGACUACGCUGCUCUGAGCAUUGGCAACCAGCUGCCCAACAAGACAUCCAGCAUCGCACGGUGCCUGCACGACAUAACCGUUGACAUGCCAUCCCUCACCGAGUCUAUCCGGAACAACUCAUGGACGAGCAUGACAUACAAGGAUAACAGUCCGUGCACGGAAAACGAGCAGAAGGCCGUGGUGACUGUUGCUGGGACUAUGUACAACGAGGUGAAGACGCUUGUGAAAAAAGAGCCGAGAGUUGGUGCGUAUUUGACGGAUACUGUGGCUCAUUGCAGCACGGUGUACUCGUCUUGGGCGAAGGUUUCGGUUAAUGGAGUCACAGAGCAGGUGUUCUGCUUCCCUUACGAGAGCGAAGGAGAAAGAGGGACCCGUGCCGUGGGCGACAUGGCGGCGGCUUUGGCGACCGUCGCGAAGGCGAAGGACGGGUCGCACGUGUCGCUGGACGGCGUGCGCGACAAGAACGUGGGGCAGCUGCGAAAGCUGAACGCGGCGAUGUUUCCCGUCAAGUACCAGGAGAAAUACUACAGCGACGCCAUGGCUGCUGGCGAAUACACUAAACUGGCGUUCUACAGCGACGUGCACGUGGGCGCGGUGGCGUGUCGGCUAGAGCGCGAGGCGGGCAGCGGCGGCGGCGUGAAGGUCUACAUCAUGACGCUCGGCGUGCUCGCGCCCUACCGCCGCCUCGGCAUCGGCUCGUUGCUGCUGCAGCAUGUGCUGAGUCAGUGCGAAGCAGAGGGGUCAGGCGUACGAGAGGUCUACCUGCACGUGCAGACCAACAACGAGGAGGCCAUUGCCUUCUACUCGCGCUUUGGCUUCGCUAUAACGGACACCAUUAAGAACUACUACCGCCGCCUGCAACCUCCCGACUGCUACGUGCUCUCGCGGUCGUUUGGCCCGGGGGCCACCGCCGGCGCCCAGCAGAACGGCACUGCUGCUGCUCCAGGGCAAUAA
Closterium sp. Yama58-4 is the source of this 5877-nucleotide messenger RNA. The record is from the annotation of a GenBank genome assembly. NCBI's taxonomy places the organism in Eukaryota, Viridiplantae, Streptophyta, Zygnematophyceae, Desmidiales, Closteriaceae.